Messenger RNA from Oncorhynchus nerka (sockeye salmon), 8937 nucleotides. RefSeq names its product sialic acid-binding Ig-like lectin 5. The transcript is spliced from 8 exons. The record is from RefSeq and is a predicted model, not a curated record. The coding region runs from base 20 to 1765 and encodes 581 amino acids. Lineage: Eukaryota; Metazoa; Chordata; Actinopteri; Salmoniformes; Salmonidae.
UCUGUUGUGUCUGUUGAGCAUGCUUCUCGUCAUGUGUCUGGACAGAAUGCUCCUGCUGUGUACUGUGAUCUUUGGCUUCUGGAAGGACACCUAUGCUGUGUCCCCAGUGCCCUCUGUCCCAAACUAUGUCCCUGCCUUGGCAGGCUCCUGCGUGGUCAUCCCCUGCUCCUUCACUCCUCCAGCCUCUCACUCCAUGGGGAAGGUGGUGGGCGUGAGGCUGCGCUACAGGAAUGGUCACAUCUUCCUCCUGCGGAGUACAGCUUUCAGUUCGGAUGACAAAUCCACGGUCAGCAAGGAGUUCCAGGGCCGGACAUCCCUCUGGGGAAACACGGACGAUGGAGACUGCUCUGUAAUGAUUGACAGGGUCCACCUGGCUGACUCCAAUGUCUAUCAGCUGGCGCUAAAGGGCCAUGGACAGAAAGACUGGGGGAAGGAGAGGAGUGUCAACAUCAUUGUGUCAGAGUCCCCAGAGCUCCCAGUGAUCAGUGGUGUGAGGGCAGCUACAGAAGGACAGAUGGUGUCACUAAACUGCAGCAUCAGUUACUCCUGUCCCUCCCAGGCCCCCACCCUCCAGUGGCGGUGGGAGAGAGGAGCUCAGGAGAACAGCAGCGAGUACGGGGAGCCUCAUGUACUCCAGCCCCAGGGUCAGGGGCCUACACUACAGACCUCUCUCACCUUUAUCGCAUCGUAUCGCAUCAAACCCAGAAUGAGGUGUGAGGCAGUAUAUCCAGGAGGAAGAAGAGUAUACACCGUAAAGGAGCUCCAUGUGACAUUCCCUCCAAAAGAUGUCACAGUCCAGGUCCAUACCUUGACUGUCCAGGAGGGGUUGAACGUGUUACUGGCCUGCUCCUGUAAAGCUGACCCGCCUGUGACAGAGUACAGGUGGUCAUACACCCAACAUGGGCUAACUGUAGACCUUCACCAGCGCACAUUUACGGUCCGGGUGUACAAUGUGACCCGAGACAUGAGGGUCCGCUGCACAGCCCAGAACCUAAUUGGACGGGCAGAGUCCAGAUUGACUUCCUUAAACAUUCAAUACAAGCCUGUCAUCCUCCAUCUCUCCUCCUACUGUGUUGUGGAAAGGUUGGAGGUUCUGUGUCGCUGUUCUGUAGACUCCAACCCCCGGCCUGCCGUCACCUGGAGUGUCAACGGUAGUGUUCCACCAUACAGAUACAACACAUCAGUGGGCUCAGAGAAUGGUACACUAACAGCCACGCUGAAGGGCCACAUGGACACUCCACUGAGGGUAGUCUGCUUCGCCAUCAAUGCACUGGGCAAUGACUCCCACACACUGCUUCAGGCAGAGGAUGGUUCUCUGCUGUGGAAAGUGAUACCUGCAGUAUGCAUCUCUUUGGCCACCUUCCUCCUCUCUCUACUCCUUCUGUUCUGCUGUCGAAAGAGGUCAGGAAAACGUGUGCUGACCUGCAGACCUCCGGUGUAUCCUGGGGACAUGGGGAUCUACCAGGAUCGGAUGCCCCUCUACAUCAACUGCACUGAGGUCACCAACAUCUACAACAAUGGCAGUUACCAGCUGGUUUACCAAAACUGCACCCCUCUUUUCGUCCAGACCAAACAGACACAUCCGAUGGGGAGGCGAGAUGGGGGGAGACGAGGUGGAGAGAGAAGAAGAGGUGAGAGACGAGGAGGGGAGAGAAGAGGAGGAGAGAGUCAAGGGGGAACGGUGGACAGAGGAACAAGAGACAGACAAAGCCCUGCCUCCAAUGACAAUAACACUGAAACAGCUAUCUACCUGGAGAUCAUCUGAAUUCAUCUCUCAGUGAGGUAUGUCAUGGAUAGCUCUGGUCCAGAUCGUUAGCACUAACGGCUUGGACUAGAGUUAUGUCAUGGAGUGGAAGAAAGCUCUUGCAGUGUAUAACAAUACAAGCACGAACGUACUGCUUGACUGAUGAAGAUAAUGACACAAUGAUAUCAUUUCCAUUUGAUAUCAUUUUGCAUGAUUAUACAUACUGUUAUGCAAAAUUAUACAAAAUGGGUUAAGUGGCACAUUAAGAUGAUCCUUCUCUCCUUUAAAAUGAUAUAUACAGUUGAAGUCAGAAGUUGACAUACACCUUUGCCAAAAACAUUUAAACUCAGUUUUUCAAUAUUCCUGACUUUUAAUCCUAGUAAAAAUUCCCUGUCUUAGGUCAGUUAGGAUCACCACUUUACUUUAAGAAUGUGAAAUCUCAGAAUAAUAGUAGAAAGAAUGAUUUAUUUCAGCUUUUAUUUCUUUCAUCACAUUCCCGGUGGGUCAGAAGUUUACAUACACUCAAUUAGUAUUUGGUAGCAUUGCCUUUAAAUAGUUUAACUUGGUUCAAACAUUUUGGGUCGCCUUCCACAAGCUUCCCACAAUAAGUUGGGUGAAUUUUGGUCCAUUCCUGCUGACAGAGCUGGUGUAACUGAGUCAGGUUUGUGUGGCUCCUUGCUCUCACACGCUUUUUCAGUUCUGCCCACACAUUUUCUAUUGGAUUGAGUUCAGGCUUUGUGAUGGCCACUCCAAUACCUUGACUUUGUUGUCCUUAAGCCAUUUUGCCACCACUUUGGAAGUAUGCUUGGGUUCAUUGUCCAUUUGGAAGACCCAUUUGCGACCAAGCUUUAACAUACUGACUGGUGUCUUGAUAUGUUGCUUCAAUAUAUCCACAUAAUUUUCCACCCUCAUGAUGCCAUCUAUUUUGUGAAGUGCACCAGUCCCUCCUGCAGCAAAGCACCCCCACAACAUGAUUCAGCCACCCCGUGCUUCACGGUUGGGAUGGUGGUCUUCGGCUUGCAAGCCUCCCCCUUUUUCAUCCAAACAUAACAAUGGUCAUUAUGGCCAAACAGUUCUAUUUUUGUUUCAUCAGACCAGAGGAAAUUUUUCCAAAAAAUGAUGAUCUUUGCCCCUGUGUGCAGUUGCAAACCGUAGUCUGGCUUUUUUUAAUGGCGAUUUUGGAGCAGUGGCUCCUUCCUUUCUGAGCGGACCUAUCAGGUUUAUGUCAAUAUAGGACUUAUUUUACUGUGGAUAUAGAUACUUUUGUACCUUUUUCCUCCAGCAUCUUCACAAGGUCCUUUGCUGUUGUUCUGGGAUUGAUUUGCACUUUUCGCACCAAAGUACGUUCAUCUCUAGGAGACAGAACACGUCUCCUUCCUGAGCGGUAUGACGGCUGUGUGGUCCCAUGGUUGUUUAUACUUGCGUACUAUUGUUUGUACAGAUGUUCCCAAGGAUGAACCAGACUUGUGGAGGUCUACAAUUUGUUUUCUGAGGUAUUGGCUGAUUUCUUUCGAUUUUCCAAUGAUGUCAAGCAAAGAGGCACUGAGUUUGAAGGUAGGCCUUGAAAUACAUCCACAGGUACACCUCCAAUUGACUAAAAUUAUGUCAAUUAGCCUAUCAGAACUUCUAAAGCCAUGACAUAAUUUUCAGGAAUUUUCCACCAAGCUGUUUAAAGGCACAGUCAACUUAGUGUAUGUAAACUUCUGACCCACUGGAAUUGUGAUAAUGUGAAUUAUAAGUUAAUUUUUUUUAAAUUACUUGUGUCAUGCACAAAGUACAGUAGGGCAAAAAAGUAUUUAGUCAGCCAUCAAUUGUGCAAGUUCUCCCACUUAAAAAGAUGAGAGAGGCCUGUAAUUUUCAUCAUAGGAAUACUUCAACUAUGACAGACAAAAGGAGAAAAAAAAUCCAGAAAAUCACAUUGUAGGAUUUUUAAUGAAUUUAUUUGCAAAUUAUGGUGGAAAAUCAGUAUUUGGUCAAUAACAAAAGUUUAUCUCAAUACUUUGUUAUAAAUACCCUUUGUUGGCAAUGACAGAGGUCAAACAUUUUCUGUAAGUCUUCACAAGGUUUUCACACACUGUUGCUGGUAUUUUGGCCCAUUCCUCCAUGCAGAUCUCCUCUAGAGCAGUGAUGUUUUGAGGCUGUUGCUGGGCAACACAGACUUUCAACUCCCUCCAAAGAUUUUCUAUGGGGUUGAGAUCUGGAGACUGGCUAAGCCACUCCAGGACCUUGAAAUGCUUCUUACGAAGCCACUCCUUUGUUUCCCGGGCGGUGUGUUUGGGAUCAUUAUCAUGCUGAAAGACCCCGCCACGUUUCAUCUUCAAUGCCCUUGCUGAUGGAAGGAGGUUUUCACUCAAAAUCUCAUGAUACAUGGCCCCAUUCAUUCUUUCCUUUAAACGGAUCAGUCGUCCUGGUCCCUUUGCAGAAAACAGCCCCAAAGCAUGAUGUUUCCACCCCCAUGCUUCACAGUAGGUAUGGUGUUCUUUGGAUGCAACUCAGCAUUAUUUUGUUACUUUGUUACUUUUGUCCCAGCUUUCUGCAGGUCAUUCACUAGGUCCUCCCGUGUGGUUCUGGGAUUUUUGCUCACCGUUCUUGUGAUCAUUUUGACCCCACGGGGUGAGAUCGUGCGUGGAGCCCCAGAUCGAGGGAGAUUAUCAGUGGUCUUGUAUGUCUUCCAUUUCCUAAUAAUUGUCCCCACAGUUGAUUUCUUCAAACCAAGCUGCUUACCUAUUGCAGAUUCAGACUUCCCAGCCUGGUGCAGGUCUACGAUUUUGUUUCUGGUGUCCUUUGACAGCUCUUUGGUCUUGGCCAUAGUGGAGUUUGGAGUGUCACUGUUUGAGGUUGUGGACAGGUGUCUUUUAUACUGAUAACAAGUUCAAACAGGUGCCAUUAAUACAGGUAACGAGUGGAGGACAGAGGAGCCUCUGAAAGAAGAAGUUACAGGUCUGUGAGAGCCAGAAAUCUCGCAUGUUUGUAGGUGACCAAAUACUUAUUUUCCACCAUAAUUUGCAAAUAAAAUCAUUAAAAAUCCUACAAUGUGAUUUUCUGGAUUUUUUUUCACAUUUUGCCUGUCAUAGUUGAAGUGUACCUAUGAUGAAAAUUACAGGCCUCUCUCACCUUUUUAAGUGGGAGAACUUGCGCAAUUGGUGGCUGACUAAAUACUUUUUUGCCCCACUGUAGAUGUCCUAACCAACUUGCCAAAACUGUAGUUUGUUAACAAGACAUUUGUAGAGUGGUUGAAAAACAAGUUUUAAUGACUCCAACCUAAUUGUAUGUAAACUUCCGACUUCAACUGUAUACACACUACCGUUCAAAAGUUUGGGGUCACUUAGAAAUGUCCUUGUUUUUGAAAGUAAAGCACAUUUUUUGUCCAUUGAAAUAACAUCACAUUGGUCAAAAAUACAGUGUAGACAUUAAUGUUAAUGUUGAAAAUGACUAUUGUCGACUGAAAUGGCAGAUUAUUCAUGGAAUAUCUACAUAGGCGUGCAGAGGCCCAUUAUCAGCAACCAUCACUCCUGUGUCCUAAUGGAACGUUUUGUUAGCUAAUCCAAGUUUAUAAUUUUAAAAGGCUACUUGAUCAUUAGAAAACCCCUUUGCAAUUAUGUUAUCACAGCUGAAAGCUGUUGUUCUGUUUAAAGAAGCAAUAAAACUGUUCUUCUUUAGACUAGUUGUGUAUCUGGAGCAUCCGCAUUUGUGGGUUACAGGCUCAAAAUUGCCAGAAACACAGAUUUUCUUCUGAAGCUUGUUAGUCUAUUCUUGUUCUGAGAAAUUAAUGCUUUCCAUUUUUUAUUUUUUUUUAUUUUUAUUUCACCUUUAUUUAACCAGGUAGGCAAGUUGAGAACAAGUUCUCAUUUACAAUUGCGACCUGGCCAAGAUAAAGCAAAGCAGUUCGACAGAUACAACAACACAUAGUUACACAUGGAGUAAAACAAAGAUACAGUCAAUAAUACAGUAUAAACAAGUCUAUAUACAAUGUGAGCAAAUGAGGUGAGAAGGGAGGUAAAGGCAAAAAAGGCCAUGGUGGCAAAGUAAAUACAAUAUAGCAAGUAAAACACUGGAAUGGUAGUUUUGCAAUGGAAGAAUGUGAAGUAGAAAUAAAAAUAAUGGGGUGCAAAGGAGAAAAAUUAAUUAAUUAAUUAAAUACAGUUGGGAAAGAGGUAGUUGUUUGGGCUAAAUUAUAGGUGGGCUAUGUACAGGUGCAGUAAUCUGUGAGCUGCUCUGACAGUUGGUGCUUAAAGCUAGUGAGGGAGAUAAGUGUUUCCAGUUUCAGAGAUUUUUGUAGUUCGUUCCAGUCAUUGGCAGCAGAGAACUGGAAGGAGAGGCAGCCAAAGAAAGAAUUGGUUUUGGGGGUGACUAGAGAGAUAUACCUGCUGGAGCGUGUGCUACAGGUGGGAGAUGCUAUGGUGACCAGCGAGCUGAGAUAAGGGGGGACUUUACCUAGGCAGGGUCUUGUAGAUGACAUGGAGCCAGUGGGUUUGGCGACGAGUAUGAAGCGAGGGCCAGCCAACGAGAGCGUACAGGUCGCAAUGGUGGGUAGUAUAUGGGGCUUUGGUGACAAAACGGAUUGCACUGUGAUAGACUGCAUCCAAUUUGUUGAGUAGGGUAUUGGAGGCUAUUUUGUAAAUGACAUCGCCAAAGUCGAGGAUUGGUAGGAUGGUCAGUUCAAUGCCUCUUCAAUGUUGACGUUGAGACUGGUGUUUUGCAGGUACUAUUUAAUGAAGCUGCCAGUUGACAACUGGUGAGGCAUCUGUUUCUCAAACUAGACACUCUAAUGUACUUGUCCUCUUGCUCAGUUGUGCACCGGGGCCUCUCACUCCUCUUUCUAUUCUGGUUAGAGCCAAUUUGCACUGUUCCAUGAAGGGAGUAGUACACAGCGUUGUACGAGAUCUUCAGUUUCUUGGCAAUGUCUCACAUGGAAUAGCCUUCAUUUCUCAGAACAAGUAGAGACUGACGAGUUUCAGAAAAAAAGUUAUUUGUUUCUGGACAUUUUGAGCCUGUAAUCGAACCGACAAAUGCCGAUACUCCAGAUACUCAACUAGUCUAAAGAAGGCCAGUUGUAUUGCUUCUUUAAUCCAAACAACAGUUUUCAGCUGUGCUAAAACAAUUGCAAAUGGUUUUCUAAUGAUCAAUUUGCCUUUUAAAAUUAUAUUAUUGGAUUAGCUAACACAACGUGUCAUUGGAACACAGGAGUGAUGGUUGCGAUAAUAGGCCUCUGUACGCCUAUGUAGAUAUUCCAUAAAAAAUCAGUUGUUUCCAGCUACAAUAGUCAUUUACAACAUUAACAAUGUUUACACUGUAUUUCUGAUCAAUUUUCUGUUAUUUUAAUGGACAAAAAAUGUGAUUUUCUUUCAAAAACAAGGACAUUUCUAAAUGACCCCAAACAUUUGAACGGUAGUGUAUAUAUAUAAAUAUAUUUUGUGUACAUAAUUGUAGGCUUAGCAGUCCUUCAUUCAUUAGUGUACAUACAGUGCCUUGCAAAGGUUUUCAUCCCCCUUGGAGUUUUUCCUAUUUUGUUGCAUUACAACCUGUAUUUUAAAUUGAUUUUUAUUUGGAUUUCAUGUAAUGGACAUUCACAAAAUAAUUCGAAUUGGUGAAAUUAAAAAAAUGUAAAUGACUUUUUCAGAAAAGUUGAAAGAAUGAAAAAUGAAAAAGGGGUGUGUGCAUAUGUAUUCACCCCCUUUGCUAUGAAGCCCCUAAAUAAGAUCUGUUGCAACCAAUUACUUUCAGAAGUCACAUAAUUAGUUAAAUAAAGUCCACCUGUGUGCAAUCUAUGUGUCACAUGAUCAGUCACAUGAUCUCAGUAUAUAUACACUUGUUCUGAAAGGCCCCCAGAGUCUAGCCUCGGGGGAUGCCUUGCUUGACCACACCAUCCUUCCUUGCUCCUGGCCUGCCCUGCCUCUUCCACCAAUCCCAAUUGUUUUUUUUAUGGACAGAAAAGAGCAGAGGCUCUGAGCUGUCUGAUCAGGCCCAUUGUCUACUGAGCCCCAGAGUCUGCAACACCACUAAGCAAGGGGCACCACCAAGCAAGCGGCACUAUGAAGACCAAGGAGCUCUCCAAACAGGUCAGGGACAAAGUUGUGGAGAAGUACAGAUUAGGGUUGGGUUAUUAAAAAAAUAUCCAAAACUUUGAACAUCCCACGGAGCAUCAUUCAACCCAUUAUUAAAAAAUUGAAAGAAUAUGGCACCACAACAAACCUGCCAAGAGAGUGCUGUCCACCAAAACUGAGGGACCAGGUCUAGGAGCUGCAGAGCUGCAAAACUCCACAGAGGAGCUUGGAGUAUCUGUCCAUAGGACCACUUUAAGCCGUACACUCCACAGAGCUGGACUUUAUGGAAGAGUGGCCAGAAAAAAAGUUGUUUAAGGGGAAACAUUUAAAUGUCUUGGAAUGUCUUAGUCAAUGUCCAGACAUCAAUCCAAUUGAGAAUCUGUGGAAUGACUUAAAGAUUGCUGUACAUCAGCAGAACCCAUCCAACUUGAAGGAGCUGGAGCAGUUUUGCCUUGAAGAAUGGGCAAAAAUCCCAGUGGCUAGAUUUACCAAGUGUAUAGAGACAUACCCCAAGAGACUUGCAGCUGUCAUUUCUGCAAAAGGUGUCUCUACAAAGUAUUGACUUUUGGGGGGGGGGGGAAUAGUAAUGCACGCAGAAGUUUUCUGUUGUUUUUUUUGUCUUUCUGGUUUGUUUCACAAUAUAAAAAAUAUAUUUUGCAUCUUCAAAGUGGUAGGCAUGUUGUGUAAAUCACAUGAUACGAACCCCCCAAAAUUGUAAGGCAUCCAGGUUGUAAGGCAACAAAAUAGGAAAAAUGCCAAGGUGGUGAAUACUUUCGCAAGCCACUAGUUUGUGGCUGAUGAAGAUAAUGGUCCACACAUGAUAUUCACCUAUUUCAUGCAGUACAUUUAGCAUCAUUACAUGUAUAAUGUCUGUAUAAUGAUAUUCUAGAUGGGAUGAACAUGAUUGUAUGAUGUGAUGAUGAUAAAGGUGUUGGACACACCUCUCUUAUUAAACAAUCACUUUUGCAUGUGUUUUAUAUAAAUGUGCCUCUCUUCACCUCCCAUCCUGACCUUGUACUCAAGAGGAUUGAUGGUUACUGAACCAAAAGCCAUUCUUCACUACAGUAAAAAGCUAUUUCAUAUUCUUCCAUAUGUAUGUUCUGGUUCUAUAUUCAUGUGACAAAAUAAAGCUUUUUUCUGUACUUUUAA